Coregonus sp. 'balchen' is the source of this 42364-nucleotide messenger RNA. NCBI's taxonomy places the organism in Eukaryota, Metazoa, Chordata, Actinopteri, Salmoniformes, Salmonidae. The record is from the annotation of a GenBank genome assembly.
CUGUCCCGUAACCGUCUGCCAGAGCUGCCCGUGGAGGUGUGUACGUUUGUCUCUCUGGAACACCUGAACCUCUACCAGAACUGCCUGCGCUCGCUGCCUGAGAGUCUGCUCAAUCUCCAGGCCCUCACCUACCUGAACAUAAGGUAACGGGCGUGCACACACACACCAGUGGUGUAAAGUACUUAAAGUUGCACUAUGCAGAAAUUGCUCUGCCAUUUCCUGGUUGCUAAAACUCGUUUGCAUAAUUUCAGUUUAUUUGACAAAAUAAGCUAGUAUAGUGUAGGGCAGGGUUCCCCAGCUGGCGGCCAAAUCUGGCCCACCAGCAAUAUGUUUUGGCCACUCAAAUAAUAUUUUUUGUAUUUUUGUUUUGUUUUAUAAUAAUAAUAAUAAUAAUAAUAAUAAUAAUAAUAAUAAUAAUAAUAAAAACAUCUCGGACCCGAGAUGCAAAAAGCCCCAAAUGCAAUGUCCCAAGAAGGAAGUUAGCCCACCUAAAUAAUGCAGAAGUUACAUUUUAACUUCAUUCAUGAGAAGAGAGAAUGCAGACAGUCAAUUUAAAAAGCGGACCAUUUUGUGGUGCUGAAAUGUAAAGCUGCAACCGCAGCGCAAUCAAUAGGUGAACAACGCCUGGUGCUGAAAAUAUAGCUAACUUGUUAUGCAAGUGGCGCACAGCAACCGAUGUAGAAAACCUACACCAGUAGAGUAAUUCAUUGCAACAAUAAUCUUAAUUUGACUUAACAAACAACAAGAGGGCUACAGUAUAGUGUAGGCCUACAGUGAGGGAAAAAAAAGUAUUUGAUCCCCUGCUGAUUUUGUAUGUUUGCCCACUGACAAAGAAAUUACCAGUCUAUAAUUUUAAUGGUAGGUUUAUUUGAACAGUGAGAGACAGAAUAACAACAAAAAAAUCCAGAAAAACGCAUGUCAAAAAUGUUAUACAUUGAUUUGCAUUUUAAUGAGGGAAAUAAGUAUUUGACCCCUCUGCAAAACAUGACUUAGUACUUGGUGGCAAAACCCUUGUUGGCAAUCACAGAGGUCAGAUGUUUCUUGUAGUUGGCCACCAGGUUUGCACACAUCUCAGGAGGGAUUUUGUUCCACUCCUCUUUGCAGAUCUUCUCCAAGUCAUUAAGGUUUCGAGCCUGACGUUUGACAACUCGUACCUUCAGCUCCCUCCACAGAUUUUCUAUGGGAUUAAGGUCUGGAGACUGGCUAGGCCACUCCAGGACCUUAAUGUGCUUCUUCUUGAGCCACUCCUUUGUUGCCUUGGCCGUGUGUUUUGGGUAAUUGUCAUUCUGGAAUACCCAUCCACGACCCAUUUUCAAUGCCCUGGCUGAGGGAAGGAGGUUCUCACCCAAGAUUUGACGGUACAUGGCCCUGUCCAUUGUCCCUUUGAUGCUGUGAAGUUGUCCUGUCCCCUUAGCAGAAAAACACCCCCAAAGCAUAAUGUUUCCACCUCCAUGUUUGACGGUGGGGAUGGUGUUCUUGGGGUCAUAGGCAGCAUUCCUCCUCCUCCAAACACGACGAGUUGAGUUGAUGCCAAAGAGCUCCAUUUUGGUCUCAUCUGACCACAACACUUUCACACAGUUCUCCUCUGAAUAAUUCAGAUGUUCAUUGGUGAACUUCAGACGGGCCUGUAUAUGUGCUUUCUUGAGCAGGGGGACCUUGCGGGCGGUGCAGGAUUUCAGUCCUUCACGGCGUAGUGUGUUACCAAUUGCUUUCUUGGUGACUAUGGUCCCAGCUGCCUUGAGAUCAUUGACAAGAUCCUCCCAUGUAGUUCUGGGCUGAUUCCUCACCGUUCUCAUGAUUAUUGCAACUCCACGAGGUGAGAUCUUGUAUGGAGCCCCAGGCCGAGGGAGAUUGACAGUUCUUUUGUGUUUCUUCCAUUUGCGAAUAAUCGCACCAACUGUUGUCACCUUCUCACCAAGCUGCUUGGCGAUGGUCUUGUAGCCCAUUCCAGCCUUGUGUAGGUCUACAAUCUUGUCCCUGACAUCCUUGGAGAGCUCUUUGGUCUUGGCCAUGGUGGCGAGUUUGGAAUCUGAUUGAUUGCUUCUGUGGACAGGUGUCUUUUAUACAGGUAACAAACUGAGAAUAGGAGCACUCCCUUUAAGAGUGUGCUCCUAAUCCCAGUUUGUUACCUGUAUAAAAGACACCUGGGAGCCAGAAAUCUUUCUGAUUAAGAGGCGGUCAAAUACUUAUUUCCCUCAUUUAAAAUGCAAAUGAAUUUAUUUGAUAUUACACUGAAGAUUAUGGUCAAUGGAACGCCUAAGAAGCCUUACACACCUGAACAGGCUGCUGCGUUUAUUGACUCUCUCGGGUAAAUAACUUUACACUGCGCCUUUGCAGCGUUGGAUGACUUUAUUCAAAUCUGGUCAUGAAGCAGUGAUGUGAGUUCUCAAGUGCUCUUAUUCAGUAAAUGUUGUAUUUUCUUUGCUACAGUAACUGCUGCCAUAGCUCAGACCUGAGAUCUGUGUGAAUCUAUAUUGGUGCCCAGGCUUGGUGUCAAUAUUCUUUUAUUGAUUUUAAUUUUCUUAUGUGUAAAUGGUGAGGCUAUAGAGUGGUUAUGCAGCCUUAAGAUUCUACAUUGGAGAGUUGAAAUCCCCUGCAAGUUAGCUGGCGGGAAAAACCCCUUUGGAACUUCACAUGUUUAUUUUUCAGGUGUAUUAUAGUUCGGGUUCAGGAUUCAAAUAGUCUGUUUAGGCUUGGUGAAAAUGGGGAGUUCAACACAUGGGGAAAGGUACCACCUUAUCUUUGCAGUAGGAUUCAGUCUGUAUAUUGGUUGGUCAAAGUGCAAUGGCAGGUAACAGACUGCGUUUAUGUACAUGGUACAUUAGAGGGAGCCAUAAUCCUAUUAAAAGGGUAAGAGUUCUAUUUUUUUGAAUUGUAUGAAAGAUACAUUUGGUAGUUUUGUUAUUAAGGGCAAUAAUUCAUAUUUACUUCCCCCCUGCCCACCCCCCUGAUUUCCUCACUAAGGUAUUUAUAGACUUCUCAGAAUUAAACUCAGAUAAUGCUGUGGUUGUUGGAGAUUUUAAUUGUUUGUUGAACCCCCUUAUUGACAAGUUUCCCAGCAGCAUAGCUUCACCCUCUCCUCAAGCUUGGUUGCUUAAAGCUAUUUGUGAUGAUCUGGGGUGAUGUGACUUUAACAUUAAUCUGAAGACUUAUCUCUAACUAACUAUGUUUAAUUGUUACCCAAUUUAAAUUAAUCAUGUAACAAUUAACUAAUUAGGAUCUGGGGCACCACGAGAGCGGUUCUUUAAAGAGUUACCAUCUCCUGAAUUAAACUCUAAAAGGUCUUUACCUAUCACAUCUAUAAACAGUCAACUUAUUAAUCAUAACCUCGUAUCAUAUCAUCAUUCUGAACGUCGUAACCUCCUUGCAUCUGCAGAAACACGAGCCUUACUUAUGAUUCAGUACUACACAAAUUGUUUAAUUAUUUAUUUACUAGCUAAUUAAAUGGGAACACAGGAUAAACAUACACACUCUGCACCGGUUAUUGACUGGAGAAAACAGGUCCCUAGUGGAAUGACAACAACAUGGCUUGUUAAAGAAGAGAGGAAGAGGAAGAAAGAGAGGGACAGUGACACUUAAUCUUGAUACAUUCAGAAACUACUCUAACCUACAGUAAUUACAUACUUGGCACACGAACCGCCGCCCGCUUUGAGUAAGAAAACAUGGAUGUAUUUACGUGAAAUGUCUUAAUUAGCCAGGGAUCUCUCGGUGAACCGGGCCGCCUUGGAAAGGGGUUGGGUCUUUCCGCGGCAUGCUUGCAAGGCUCUUCUUGUCCAAAAUGGUUCAUAAUGUCUUUCUUCGUAGUUGUCCGGUCUCCAAUGAUUUGUCAUGUAGUCCUGAACAGAACUACAUAAUUGAUUUUCCUUCCCAUCGCUCUGGAAGUUGCUUCUUUGAAGAUAGGCUAGCCAGCCGUAUCGAUGGUGGGGUGAUUAGAGUAGCGUAAUACAAUGAGUUGAGCAGAGUAAUAGGAUGGGCCUACUUAAAUUCGCUUUAGAAGAUACUUUACUUAGGACAGCUAAUCAGUUGUACCAGUGAUUUGUCCAGGAGGUGAGUUUUCCUUCUCCACCUCGUGUUGCAAUUCAGAAUUCUAACCAUUUUAAAUGUGUAGCUGCCGCUUUCACGUUUUCUGGUCUGAUAUGUUAAUUCAUAACCCAUCCUUUUAUACACUCUGCUCGAAAGGGCCGGUUCCGUCAGGCUGACACGAUCUCUGACCUCACUCGGGGGCGAGACUAUUUACUGUGCAAAGCUUAAGGAAAACAAUUAUCUCUUAUAGCGUUCUCAAAUCACAUCCCUAUCCCUCUGUGGGUGAGAGGGGGGUCUGGUUGAAGUUAUUCAUUGGAAACCUGAUCUGACCUAUUUGGAUCCUCACAGGACAGUCAUGACAGGGGUAUGCUGAUGUCUGGAGAACCCAACAGAGAAUUGACCUUUUUCUCUGCACCCCAUGGAUGUCAGACUAGAAUAGAUUACUUUUUUUAUGCCCAGGACGUCUUUGCAGUCUGUUUUCUCUGCUAAUAUAGGAAGCAUAGUCAUAUCUGAUCACGCUGAGUUGAUCCUGGACAUAAAACUCAAAGGGACACCCAAUCCAUCAAGACACUGGAGACUGAAUAAAACCAUUCUUAAAAACCAUACAUUUACAUCAUAUUUUAUCACAAAGUUUAAAGCAUUUUUCUCUAACUCUCAAUCCACAGAUAACCCCUCGCUUCUUUGGGAAACCUGUAAAGCGUACGCCAGAGGUCUAAUUAUGUCAUACUCAGCCACUAAGAGGCGGAAAAAACUUGAAAAGCAAAAAACAUUAGAGGAUGAAUUGGCAACUAAAGAGAAGGAUUACAUUAAAAUUCCCACUCCUGCCCUAUUAAAGGAAAUAUCAGUCCUUAGAUCAACGUUGGACUCUCUCCUAAGAAAAUGAGAUUUGUCAGGCAAAAGCUUUAUGAACAUGGCGAUAAACCAGGAAAAUAUUUGGCGUACCUAGCUAAAAAGAAAGCAGACUCCCAGUCAAUUGCCAAUAUUAAUGAUUCUGAUGGCAACCAUUUAUAUGAAAACAAAUGGAUAAAUUUGUCAUUUAACAAAUGUUAUGCAAAUAUUUAUGCCUCAGAAUGGACAAAUGAUGCACCCAAACUAAUGGAGGACUUAUUUUCUAAGAUUGAGCUCCCGACUAUUUCAGAGGUCUCUCCAUAAUGCCCCUAUUACCAAAGAAGAGAUAAUGUUUGCUAUUGAGGAUCUGCAAAAUGGUAGGGCCUCAGGACCGGACAGGUUUUGUAGUGAGUUCUAUAAGGAGUUCCAAAGCCUGAUCCUUGAGCCAUUGCUUGAUAUGUUUAACCACUCAUUUUCAAAUGACCACCUCCCUCAAACUCUGAGGGAAGCUAACGAUCACUUAUUCUCAAAAAGGGAAAAUGCCCAGAGUCUUGUUCCUCGUACAGACCUUGUUGCCCUUCUGAACGUGGAUAGAAAAUUGCUUUCUAAAAUCCUAGCCACACAACUAGAGAACUUAUUGCAAACUGGCUUCAUUUAAGGGCCGUAACUCAUGUAAUAAUGUCAGGCGGCUUCUUAAUGUUAUUCAAGCCUACCAACAAAGGAUACUAAGUUCAAAUAACUUAUCCACACACAGAGGUACCAGACAGGGCUGUCCUUUGUCCCCUCUCCUAUUUGCGCUCGUUAUGGAACCGCUGGCAGAGGCCAUCAGAGUAACGCCUGCUAUACAGGGUCUGCUAAUUGUUGAUGUUCAUCAUAAAAUAAGCUUGUAUGCUGAUGAUGUUUUGAUAUUCAUCUCUAGCCCCGAGAUUUAAAUUACAUCUCUUGUUAAUAUUAUUGAAUUAUUCAGUGUAUUCUCAGGCUACAAGAUUCAUUUAAGUAAAACAGAGGCUAUGGCACAUUCUUAAACAGAUCAGUUCUACAAAGUGUGGGAACCUUAUUUGAAUUACCUAGAACCUGAUUUAUCAGCUUUCAUGCUGCAAGGAUUUUCUUAGAAUGGUGUUUACUUGUCUCAGGAUUACACUGUACGUUCCAUGUGUUGGACCUAAUUCCUUUAUUUAAACUGAGUUUCUGUGUUUAAUUUCUGUUUGUUUGUUUAAUUUGUAUUUUCUUUGUCAUUCUUCUUUUAUCUUUGUUACCGUAUCUCUUAAUGUGGGAGAAAAUUUGUGAAAUUCCAAUAGAAAUACUACUAACAAAUAUAUAAAUAACGGACAUAUACACACAACUGUGCUACAUCGGUGUUGUCAGUACUCUCGUCAAUAGCCAGGGAUAAAUGCUUAGCCUGAUUGAACCUCUCCAGAACAAUCCUAUGCACAUCAUCCGCCAGUGCAUGGACGCGGCGGCCGGCUGUUGACGCAGACGGGGGCACCUGUUUGACAAACGCAAUUAUGCUAUCCAUAGACUUGUCGGUAGCCUCCAAAGCUGUCACCAUGCACUUUUUAAAUACCUCCGCGUCUGUGAAGGGCAUGUUGUUUGGUUAGAACCCAGGACACUUUUAGGGAGGCACUUGUGACCUUCUGUUGUUGGGUCAGGCCACGAAGGAGGAUUCUGCUUCCGUGUGUUAACGCUUACAUUUUUCUGGGUCAGGCCUCUGUCUGGGGCGGGAAGACCACUUUGAAAGUACCAUGCUUAGAUUCAGUGACGUAUGAGAUUGAAUUCUUCACAAACAAAUACAGUUUCGUUGCAAAUAAGACACACUGGCUUGGCAUUGGAGAACGGUGGUAAGAUUAAUGCAUAUCUCUCUGUCUAUUCUUCCCUGAAACUUAGAUUUUUAUUAUCCACCUUUUGAUACUUUUUGAGUGACAUUUCCUCUUGCUAGCAAGCUAAUUGUUCUGAACGAAUGUUGACGUUAAAAAAUUUAUUGUAGCCUACAGUAGACCUGUUUUCCCCCACCAAUCAACGCACAGCGAAAUAGACAAAAAUAAUAAUUGAAUAGAAGAGACAAUGAUUUUAUGAGUGUAAUCAUUAUGCUAUUGGCAUUGAAUGUAUUAUGUACUAGGCAGAUGCGUAAAAAAUGUUCAAUUUGUAGUGUAGGCCUAUUGUGCUAAUAUUAUAUGCUAGUAAUGUUCUGGCCCGCCGACUAUUAGCUCAGAAAAAAUUUGGCCCGAGGCCAAACCUAGUUGAUGAACGAACCCUGGUGUAGAGAAUCAUUGUACCAUCUAAACCACUGUGAAAUACACUAUAUAUACAAAUGUAUGUGGAUACCCCUUCAAAUGAGUGGAUUCGGAUAUUUCAGCCACACCCGUUGCAGACAGGUGUCUAAAAGCACACAGCCAUGUAAUCUCCAUAGACAAACAUUGGCAGUAGAAUGGCCUUAUUGAAGAAGUCAGUGACUUUGAACGUGGCACCGUCAUAGGAUGCCACCUUUCCAACAAGUCAGUUUGUAAAAUGUCUGCCCUGCUAGAGCUGCCCCGGUCAACUGUAAGUGCUGUUAUUGUGAAGUGGAUACGUUUAGGAGCAACAAUGGCUCAGCCGCGAAGUGGUAGGCCACACAAGCUCACAGAAUGGGACCACCGAGUGCUGAUGCGCGUAGCGCAUAAAAAUCAUCUGUCCUCGGUUGCAACACUCACUACUGAGUUCCAAACUGCCUCUGGAAGCAACGUCUGCACAAUAACUGUUCGUCGGGAGCUUCAUGAAAUGGGUUUCCAUGGCCAAGCAGCCGCACACAAGCCUAAGUUCACCAUGCGCAAUUCCAAGCGUUUGCUGGUGUGGUGUAAAGCUCGCCGCCAUUGGACUCUGGAGUGAUGAAUCACGCUUUACCAUCUGGCAGUCCAACAGACUAAUCUGGGUUUGGCAGAUGCCAGGAGAACGCUACCUGCCUCAAUGCAUAGUGCCAACUGUAAAGUUUGGUGGAGGAGGAAUAAUGGUCUGGGGCUGUUUUUCAUGUUUCGGGCUAGGCCCCUUAGUUCCAGUGAAGGGAAAUCUUAACGCGACAGCAUACAAUGACAUUCUAGACGAUUCUGUGUUUCCAACUUUGUGGCAACAGUUUGGAGAAGGCCUUUUCCUGAUUCAGCAUGACAUUGCCCCCGUGCACAAAGCGGGGUCCAUAAGGAAAUGGUUUGUCGAGAUCGGUGUGGAAGAACUUGACUGGCCUGCACAGAGCCCUGACCUCAACCCCAUCAAACACCUUUGGGAUGAAUUGGAACGCCGACUGCGAACCAGGCCUAAUCGCCCAACAUCAGUGCCCGACCUCACUAAUGCUCUUGUGGCUGAAUGGAAGCAAGUCCCCGCAGCAAUGUUCCAACAUCUAGUGGAAAGCCUUCCCAGAAGUGUGGACUCUGUUAUAGCAGCAAAGGGGGGACCGACUCAAUAUUAAUGCCCAUGAUUUUUGGAAUGAGAUGUUUGACAAGCAGGUGUCCACAUACUUUUGGUCAUCUAGUGUAUAUUUUCCAUAACCAAAAAUAUUGUUGUUUCAGCUGUUUGAAGCUGGUGUACAAAACCGAAAGUAAGACACAAAAACAACUUGAGGACGGGAAUCAUAUAAAUAGCACACUCAGAACAUAUCUACUGCUUCUUAGACUUACUUUCAAGCAGAAAUGGUAGAGCUAUAACUCACAUUUAAUGUGAAUUUGGUCGGGUCGUCCAAAAAGUGACAUAUUGCCACUUUAAGUAAUUUUUGGGGGUAUCUGUACUUUAGAAAAUAUGUACUUUUUACUCCCAUACAUUUUCCCUGACACCCAAAAGCGCUCGUUGCAUUUCAAUUCAAAUCAAAUUGUAUUUGUCACAAGCGCCAAAUACAACAGGUGUAGACCUUACAGUGAAAUGCUUACUUACAAGCCCUUAACCAACAAUGGAGUUUUAAGAAAGAAUACUACAAAAAAUAAAAUAAAAAGGAACAAAUAUCUAUGCACCUAUGAAUAUAACACGUUGUCAUUCCUACUGCCUCUGAUCUGACAGAAUCACUUAACACAAAUACUGUGUUUGUAAAUUAUGUGGGAUUGUCAGUGUGCCCCUGUCUGUCCGUAAAUAAAAAUAAACAAAAGAACAUUGUGCUGUCUGGUAUACUUAAUUUAAGGAAUUUGAUGAAUGGCUUUUACUUUGUACUUUUAUUCAAGUAUGACAGUUGAGUACUUUUUCGACCACUGUACUUAAGUACAUUUAAAACCAGAUACUUUUUAGACUUUUACUUAAGCAGUGCUUUACUGGGUGACACUCACUUUUACUUGAGUCAUUUUCUAUUACUUUUACUCAAGUAUGACAGUUGAGUACUUUUUCCACCACUGACACACACACUCACAGGCCAUAGGAUACACACACAGUAGAGUAAAUACUGAUGUACACAUCUAUUUACAAAUUUGACAUUACACUUGUACACUUAACCGUAGAAAGACGGCCUAUGCAUGCAUACUACACACACCCGUGUGAUGCCUAAAACAGAUGGUCUGCAUCCCAAAGGUACCCUAUUCCCUAUAUAGUGCCCCGGUCCAGUAGUGCACUAAAUAGGGAAUAGUGUGCCAUUUGGAACAACACCCAUGUUCAUUCAUAAACAAAGAUUAAAGCAGUGCUCUGUUUUGGGAAUGGAGAAACGUCACAGCAAAUCUGAUAAACAAACAGGAUUGAAAGAUAUAUGGUCUGUAACAUCAACCUGUUUUGUAGGAAGUAUUCCCAGACAAUGGCAAUAGAAUGUCAAGAACGUGGUCCUCUGUAGCUCAAUUGGUAGAGCAAUGGUGCUUGUAACGCCAGGGUAGUGGGUUCGAUCCCCAGGACCACCCAUACGUAAACAUUUAUGCACACAUGACUGUAAGUCGCUUUGGAUAAAAGCGUCUGCUAAAUGGCAUAUUAUAUUAUUAUUAUUAACAUUGUUGAACAUUGUGACUUACUUUGUUUGAUAAUAUUCAACAACAUUUGCCAUCUUGCAAGUAUACAUAUGAAAACAUCCACCAUCACAACUAUUUGAAUUUGAAUGGAGACAUGAAUUUACUAAGGCUUCAGUCAAAAACGUCUCUUACAUUUUCUCUCUCCUCUCUCGUCUGUCUUUCUUUCAUCCGGAUUUCAGUCGAAACCAGUUGUUGACCCUGCCCAGCCCGGUGUGUAGUCUGCCGUUGAAAGUCCUGAUCGCCUGUAACAACAAGCUGGUCUCCCUUCCCGAAGAGCUGGGCCAACUACUACAGCUCACAGAACUGGUCAGUACAGGCCAAUACAGACAGACAUACACAGCUGCGGCUUAAUUGGCCGUGGGUAUCGGCUGUGUGUUGUUUUAGUGUCAAAACCAACAUGUUGAUUUGUCAGUUAUUGUAGUCUUUGUGUUGUGUCUUUGUGUUGUGUUGUGGUUUGAUUACCGUUUAACCAGGGCGUCAUCUUCCUCUACUCUCCUUCUCUCUCCUCAUCCCCAUGUACAGGACGUGAGUUGUAAUGAGAUCCAGACACUCCCUCCUCAGGUUGGUCGGCUGGACUCGCUGCGAGACCUCAACAUCCGCCGCAAUCACCUGGCCCGCUUGCCCCCAGGUCAACACACACACUCAACCACCUGGCCCGCGUUGGUCAACACACACACACACACACACACACACACAAAACCAUCUGGACCACACACAUCAGUAUAUUUUGAAUAAAAAUGUUGAAGACCACAAUUACUGGAUUAGAUCAAUCUGGCGUGUUAGAGCUUGACAACACACACGGGGGGAAUUAUAUUUGUUAAAAUGUUACCCAAAUUUAACCCCCCUUUUUUUGGCACUAAACUACGUCCAUUUACACUGAGUAAACAAAACAUUAAGAGCCUCUGCUCUUUUUAUGACAUGGACUGACCAGGUGAAUCCAGGUGAAAUCUAUGAUCCCUUAUUAAUGUCACUUGUUAAAUCCACUUCAAUCAGAGUAGGAUGAAGGGAAGGAGACAUGUUAAAGAAGGAUUUUUAAGCCUUGAGACAAUUGAGACAUGGAUUGUGUAUGUGUGCCAUUGAGGGUGAAUGGGCAAACAAAAUAUUUAAGUGCGUUUUGAACGGGGUAUGGUUGGUAGGUAGGUGCCAGGCGUACCGUUUUUUGUGUCAAGAACUGCAAUACUGCUGGGUUUUUAACACUCCACAGUUUCCCGUGUGUAUCAAUGUUCCACCACCCAAAGGACAUCCAGCCAACUUGGAGUCAACAUGGGCCGGCAUCCCUGUGGAACGCUUUCAACACCUUGUAGAGUCCAUGCCCUGACGAAUUGAGGUUGUUCUGAGGGCAAAACGGGUGGCGCAAUAUUAAGGUGUUCCUAAUGGUUGGUAUACUCAGUGUAUACUUGCAUAAUUUUUUUAAAACUGUUACCGGGCUACCUUCAGAUGAGUCUUGUGGGCGUCCUAGAGCAAAACACCUUUCCAUAGAGGGGUCAUAUAGUGUGUAGCCCAAACUCUUAGGACGCUACAGACUGAAGUUGGCGGUGGAUUGAGACGUUGCCCAUGCAAAAAAACAGAUGUCUCUAGCUUAAACAGGCUUAUUUUUUAUGAUUAUGCUAAUUAGAUUUCCGCGGGGCGCGGCCAUCGACUCUAGGGGAUUAAAGUUAAACUGUCUGUAUCCUAUGUCCAUACAGAGCUGUCUGAGUUGCCCCUGGUGCGUCUGGACUUCUCUUGUAACAAGGUGACGUCUAUCCCUGUGUGUUACCGCAACCUGCGCCACCUACAGAGCAUCGCGCUGGACAACAACCCACUACAGAACCCACCCGCACAGGUAACUCACACGCGCACAGUCUGACUAUACAAUCACGACUAUACAAACACUUUUUGCUCCUAGUCAGUGACUAGGAAACACACAAACUCUCAGCCUGACUAUACAAUUAUGUCCUGCACCACACAAAUGUGUUAAAUAGAACCUAGUCAAACUGUUCCUUCUAUUGUCUAUCAUGUGUUUCUUUCCCUAUCAUUCCCAGAUUUGUAUAAAGGGGAUGAUCCAUAUAUUUAAGUACCUGAACAAUGAGGCCAGCAAGACUACGCCUGAGCUCCCAGACUACGACAGGAGACCCCUCCCCUUCGGAUCCUGGUGAGACACACACACGUACGCUUCCACUGCCAAUAAUAAGGCAGAGAGGCCAGCCCUGGAAACAGCUGUGUGCAGAGGAACAGCUGGAGAGAGGCAGAAAGAGUCUCCCUGCUCCUGUCUUUCUCUGUCAGUGUCUCUACUUUUAUCUCUCCCUCACUCAAUAUUGAUAUUUUCUGCUCUACAAUAUCUCUUGCUUUCUCAGAGCCCUCUGUAAAUGUUCAAAGCUACUCUACAAGAAACUGUCCAGAGUUUGGUGAGGAGAGGUAGAAAUUGAGAUAAAUGGGAAGUGAGGGAGUGUUAAAAAGAAAAGGUAGAAAGUACAUUCAAUACCCCAUAAUGACAAAGCGAAAACAGGUUUUUAGACUUAUGCAAAUGUAUUACAAAUAAAAAACAGAAAUACUUGAUUUACAUAAGUAUUCAGACCCUUUGCAAUGAGACUCGAAAUUGAGCUCAGGUGCAUCCUGUUUCCAUUUAUCAUCCUUGAGAUGUUUCUACAACUUGGAGUCCACCUGUGGUAAAUUCAAUUGAUUGGGACAUGAUUUGGAAAGGCACACACCUGUCUAUAUAAGGUCCCACAGUUGACAGUGCAUGUCAGAGCAAAUAUCAAGCCAUGAGGUCGAUGGAAUUGUCCGUAGAGCUGGGGAAGGUUACCAAAAAACGUAUGCAGCAUUGAAGGUCCCCAAGAACACAGUGGCCUCCAUCAUUCUUAAAUGGAAAAAGAUUGGACCCACUUAGACUCUUCCUAGAGCUGGCCGCCCGGCCAAACUGAGCAAUCGGGGGAGAAGGGCCUUGGUCACUCUGACAGAACCUUCUAGAAGGACAAUAAUCUCUGCAGCACUCCACCAAUAAGGCAUUUAUGAUAGAGUGGCCAGAUGGAAGCCCCUCCUCAGGCUCUGGCUGGGCCACUCAAGGACAUUCACAGACUUGUCCCGAAGCCACUCCUGCGUUGUAUUGGCUGUGUGCUUAAAGUUGUUUUCCUGUUGGAAGGUGAGCCUUCACCCCAGUCUGCGGUCCUGAGCGCUCUCGAGCAGCUUUUCAUCAAGGAUCUCUCUGUACUUUGCUCCGUUCAUCUUUGCCUUGAUCCUGACUAGUCUUACAGUCCCUGCCGCUGAAAAACAUCCCCACAGAAUGAUGCUGCCACCACCGUGCUUCACCGUAGGGAUGGUGCCAGGUUUCCUCCAGACGUGACGCUUGGCAUUGAGGCCAAAGAGUUCAAUCUUGGUUUCAUCAGACCAGAGAAUCUUGUUUCUCAUGGUCUGAGAGUCCUUUAGGUGCCUUUUGGCAAACUCCAAGCGGGCUGACAUGUGUCUUUUACUGUGGAGUGCCUUUUCCUGAGCAGUGGCUUCCGUCUAGCCACUCUACCAUAAAGGCCUGAUUGGUGGAGUGCUUCAGAGAUGUUUGUCCUUCUGGAAGGUUCUCCCAUCUCCACAGAGAUUUACAUUAAUACUUAUGUAAAUAAGGUAUAUCUGUUUUUUAUUUUUUAUACAUUUGGAAAAAAUUCUACAAACCUGUUUUCGCUUUGUCAUUAUGGGGUAUUGUGUGUAGAUUCAGGAACAUUUUUUAUUUAAUCCAUUUUAAAAUAAGGCUGUAACAUAACAAAAUGUGGAAAAAGGGAAGAUGUCUGAAUACAUUCCGAAUGCACUGUAUUCAUACACUCACAUAUAGAUACUGCCACUGUCCCCAUACUCCUAGACACACACGGUACCUGGGUCAAGUACUUCCUUGAUUUAGCUUGGAAUUUGCACAUGUGAGACAGUUAUUUUGUACUGCAACUCACUGAAUUGCUUUGUUUCAAAUGAUUGUGUUUUGCUUUUGGUGUUUUGUUUGCUUUUCAUAUAUUGUGAAAUUGAUGUGUAUAUGCAGGACUCAUCUGCAAAAGAGACCGUGGUCUCAGCAUGACUCCCUGCUUAAAUGAAGGUUAAAUAAAAUAAAAUAAAUCACAGCUUAAGUGUUUGAUAUCAUUUGACGUUGUGUUUUGACCCACUCCUUGUUCCCAAGGUGGUCUAAAAGUUGAUCUUAUCUUCUGUACUCUUAGUGUGGAGGAGCUGUACCCUGGCCGGCCGUACGGAGCGCUGGACUCUGGCUUCAACAGCGUGGACAGUGGAGACAAGAGAUGGUCAGGCAAUGAGGUGAGACGCGCACACACACACACACACACACACACACACACACACACACACACACACACACACGGUCAGACAACUAGGUAAGAUUAGAAAUAACUCUGGGUCCUCCUAGUAAUUGUUGGGUAAUUCCAUGAAUAUAGUACAUUUUGGGUAUUGUAACUUGGUAAAAAAAUAUUAUAAUUUCACAUACUUUUAGGAAGGGGUUAAAUAAAAAGUACUAUAGUAAGUGCCAAUAAAGUGAAGCGUGUUGUGUGCAACAGGGAGGGACAAUUAAAUGCAAGCUUCACAUAAAAAUGUACAUCGUUAAAGAAUUUCUAGCCUAUCUUUCUAUGGGUAACAGGGUUGACGUUUUAUGCUCAACAGGCUCAGUUUUCUACCACAAAAUUGCCAGAAAGAGUAGAACCAGCUCACCUGCUUUUACUCUGUGAUGUUAAUAUUAUAUGUUCAAUGUUUAUUAAUAGUUUCACCAUAUUAAAACGAGAUUUCAGUUCACGUAACAGGGUUGACCUUAAAGUGGAACUGACAGCAUUUUAGCCACAUUAAAUCUUAUAAAAAUCUGUUCAUAUACACCUACCAGUCCAAAGUUUGGACACACCUACUCAUUCAAGGGUUUUUCUUUAUUUUCACUAUUUUUUAUAUUGUAGAACAAUAGUGAAGAUGUCAAAACUAUGAAAUAACACAUAUGGAAUCAUGUAGUAAACAAAAAGUGUUAAACAAAUCAAAGUAUAUUUUAUAUAUUGAGAAUCUUCAAAUAGCUACACUUUGCCUUGAUGAUAGCUUUGCACACUCUUGGCAUUCUCUCAACCAGCUUCACCUGGAAUGCUUUUCCAGCAGUCUUGAAGGAGUUCCCACAUAUGUUGAACACUUGUUGGCAGCUUUUCCUUCACUCUGCCGUCCGACUCAUCCCAAUCCAUCUCUAAUUGGGUUGAGGUCGGGGGUUUGUGGAGGCCAGGUCAUCUAAUGCAGCACUCCAUCGCUCUCCUUCAUGGUAAAAUAGCCCUUACACAGCCUGGAGGUGUGUUGGGUCAUUGUCCUUUUGAAAAACAAAUGAUAGUCCCACAAAGCCCAAACCAGAUGGGAUGGAAUAUCGCGGUAGAAUGCUGUGGUAGCCCUGCUGGUUAAGUGUGCCUUGAAUUCUAAAGAAAUCACUGACAGUGUCACCAGCAAAGCACCCCCACACCAUAACACCACCUCCUCCAUGCUUUACGGUGGUAAAUACACAUGCGGAGAUCAUCCGUUCACCCACACCACGUCUCACAAAGACACAGCGGUUGGAACCAAAAAUCUCAAAUUUGGACUCCAGACCAAAGGACACAUUUCCACCGGUCUCAUGUCCAUUGCUCAUGUUUCUUGGUCCAAGCAGGUCUCUUCUUUGUAUUGGUGUCCUUUAGUAGUGGUUUCUUUGCAGCAAUUCGACCAUGAAGGCCUGAUUCACACAGUCCCCUCUGAACAGUUGAUGUUGAGAUGUGUCUGUUACUUGAACUCUGUGAAGCAUUUAUUUGGGCUGCAAUUUCUGAGGCUGGUAACUAAUGAACUUAUCCUCUGCAGCAGAGUUAACUCUGCGUCUUCCAUUCCUGUUGCGGUCCUCAUGAGAGCCAGUUUCAUCAUAGCGCUUGAUGGUUUUUGCGACUGCACUUGAAGAAACUUUCAAAGUUCUUGAAAUGUUCUGUGUUGACUGACCUUCAUGUCUUAAAGUAAUGAUGGACUGUCGUUUCUCUUUGCUUAUUUGAGCUGUUCUUGGUCUUUUACCAAAUAGGGCUAUCUUCUGUAUACCACCCCUACCUUGUCACAACACAACUGAUUGGCUCAAAAGCAUUAAGAAGGAAAGAAAUUACACAAAUUAACUUUUAAGAAGGCACACCUGUUAAUUGAUUUGCAUUCCAGGUGACUACCUCAUGAAGCUGGUUGAGAGAAUGCCAAUAGUGUGCAAAGCUGUCAUCAAUACAAAGGGUGGCUAUUUGAAGAAUCUCAAAUAUAAAAUAUAUUUUGAUUUGUUUAACACAUUUUUGGUUACUACAUGAUUCCAUAUGUGUUAUUUCAUAGUUUUGAUGUCUUCACUAUUAUUCUACAAUGUAGGAAAUAGUAAAAAUAAAGAAAAACCCUUGAAUGAGUAGGUGUUCUAAAACUUUUGACCGGUAGUGUAAAUAAAUAUGCUAGCCUAUUGCUAGUCUGAUUGUAUUGACAUUCCCAGUCUUAGUUACAUUUGUCAUUUUUGUCCAAAAUAUUGAGUCAUUGAAACUGAAACAGUGCAUCCCGAAUGGAGGCAGCAAGCAAUGUACCAGGACUGCUGUGAUUUUACAACCUGACUGCAAUAUUUUUUGGACUACCAAGAAAUAUAUUAAUCAUGCAUUGAAUUGCAUUAAUCUAUUCUGCCAACAAUGCCUUAGCGUACGUCAUGGAAUGUUGAGUCAAAUAUAACCUAUUUUUAAAACCUCUUAUAAAGUUGGUUUUGUAGCAUAAACUGGGAAUUUGAUAUUUUUGACUGAUGUUAUGAUUGUCUGUUUAUUUCAUAUCUGCAAAGUAGUUAAAACGCUUUCAGUUCCACUUUAAAAUAAGGGACAGACGUAAAUUAAUCACAGUAAAUAAAUAAUAGUCCCAAGUAGCUCAGUUGGUAGAGCAUGGCGCUUGCAACGCCAGGGUUGUGGGUUCGUUUCCCACGGGGGGCCAGUAUGAAAAUGUAUGCACUCUGGAUAAGAGCGUCUGCUAAAUUACUAAAAUGUAAAUGUAAAAUAAAAAUCUUCAGAAAUGACUGUCAAAGCAAGAACAUUUACAAUGAUGGUAAAUCUUUACCACUGGCACUGAGUAAAGCCUGUGUGUAUGAAUGCUGAUAAAUCAACGUUAUACACGUCAGUUUUAGAAUGUGAGGCAACUAAUAAGCUAGCACUAAAUAUUUCAAAAACUGAAAGCAUUAUAUUUGGGACAAACCGUUCACUUAACCCGAAACCUCAACUAAAUCUUGUAAUGAAUAAUAUGGAAAUUGAGCAAGUUGAGUGGACAACUGCGUGGUGUAACCCUGGAUUGUAAACUGUCAUGGUCAAAACAUUUGAUGCAACGGUAGCUAAGAUGGGGAGAGGUCUGUCCGUACAGCCUUAUUCUAAAAUGUAUUAAAAAACAAAAACAGAAAUACCUUUAUUGUAGAAACAUAAGUAUUCAGACCCUUUUCUAUGAGACUUGAAAUUGAGCUCAGGUGCAUCCUGUUUCCAUUGGUCAUCCUUGAUGUUUUUACAAAUUGAUUUGAGUCCACCUUUGGUAAAUUAAAUCGAUGGACAUUUGUAAAGGCACACACCUGUCUAUAUAAGGUCCCACAGUUGACAGUGCAUGUCAGAGCAAAAACCAAGCCAUGAGGUCGAAGGAAUUGUCCGUAGAGCUCCGAGACAGGAUUGUGUCGAGGCACAGUUCUGGUAAAGGGUACCAAAAAAUGUCUGCAGCAUUGAAGGUCCCCAAGAACACAGUGGCCGCCUCCAUUCUUAAAUGGAAGAAGUUUGGAACCACCAAACUGAGCAAUCGGGGGAGAAGGGCCUUGGUGAAGGCGGUUACCAAGAACCCGAUGGUCACUAUGACAGAGCUCCAGAUUUCCUCUGUGGAGAUGGGAGAACGUUCCAGAAGGACAACCAUCUCUGCAGCACUCCACCAAUCAGGCCUUUAUGGUAGAAUGGCCAGACGGAAGCCACUCCUCAGUAAAAGGCACCUGACAGCCCGCUUGGAGUUUGCCAAAAGGCACCUAAAGGACUCUAAGAGCAUGAGAAGUAAGACUCUCUGGUCUGAUGAAACCAAGAUUGAACUCCUUGGCCUGAAAGCCAAGUGUCACGUCUGGAGGAAACCAGGCACAGCUCAUCACCUGGCCAAUACCAUCCCAACGGUGAAGCAUGGUGGUGGCAGCAUCAUGCUGUGGGGACGUUUUUCAAUAGCAGGGACUGGGAGACUAGUCACGAUCCUUGAUGAAAACCUGCUCCAGAGCGCUCAGGACCUCAGACUGGGGCGAAGGUUCACCUUCCAACAGGACAACAACCCUAAGCACACAGCCAAGACAAUGCAUGAGUGGCUUCGGGACAAGUCUUAAUGUCCUUGAGUGGCCCAGCCAGAGCCCGGACUUGAACCCGAUCGAACAUCUCUGGAGAGACCUGAAAAUAGCUGUGCAGCGACGCUCCCCAUCCAACCUGACAGAGCUUGAGAGGAUCGGCAUAGACAAAUGGGAGAAACUCCCCAAAUACUGGUGUGCCAAGCUUGUAGCGUCAUACCCAAGAACACUCAAGGCUGUAAUUGCUGCCAAAAGUACUUCAACAAAGUACUGAGUAAAGGGUCUGAAUACUUAUUUAAAUGUGAUAUUUCAUUUUAUUAUUAUUAUUUUUAUGCAAAAUUCUGGGGUAUUAUGUGUAGAUUGAUGGAUAAUAAAAAAAACUAAAACAAUUUUAGAAUAAGGCUAUAACGUAACAAAAUGUGGAAAAGGUGAAGGGGGCUCUGAAUACUUUCCAAAUGCACUGUAUACCCAAUUAUUUGCGCUCUGUUUUUGAAUUGGCAUGUUGCAGAUGCUAUGUAACUGUGUAAGUAAGUUGCACUGUGUAUUUACACAUAAUUACACUGUAUAAGGUUCUUAGUGCGUCCCAAAUGACAGACCGACUGAGUUCCAAGCGGUCAAAACCAUUAGAUUUUGAGACGGGGGUGUCACCAAAGCUGUGAUGUCGCUAAUGUCGUAGCUAAUUGUCAAAGAUGCAUUAUGUUGCAGUACAAGCUCAAAACUUUUAACAAAAAUGACAAUUAUGACAGUAACUGUGGUAAUUUACAUGACAAUUAGUCAUUAUCCAAAAUUCCAUAGUCCUCACAGCCGUCACCACACACACACACACACGUCACAGGUAUCAUGAAUGGCAACAAAGAGCAAUCACAAAGGUUCUAUGAUUGCAAGGUAGUGUCAUAUUUCAGACUUAUGUAGAAGCUAAUCUCUCCAUUCAUGUGUUUCUUCCACUCCUAUUCAUUUUCUCUUUCAUUCCUUCUUUACCUACAGCCCACGGAUGAGUUGUCGGACCUGCCACUGCGUGUGGCAGAGAUCACCAAAGAACAGAGACAGCGGCGGGAGAGGGAGGAGCAUAGGACGACUGGCUCCCAUCCUGUGACCAAUGGCACAUGUGAGAAUCAACAAAUGUCUGUUUGUGUGUGUGAACUGAACUGUAUUGUACUGUGUUUACAGUAUUAUUCACAGUAUUAUUCAAUUGUAUUCUAGCUUGGGUACCAGUCUGUUGGUUUGAGCUUUUCCCUCCCUGACACACUGUUUGGCAUAUGAGAAGAGGUACAAGGAGUGGAAUGUUAGCCCAAAACGGGCCUGGAUUUCAGGCUGAUUAUAGUCUACAUCUGUGGAAAUAUACGCUGAACAAAAAUAUAAACGCAAUAAGCCAUGUUUCAUUUUCCAUACGCACAAAAAGCUUAUUUCUCUCCAAUGUUGUGCACAAAUUUGUUUACAUCCCUGUUCGUGAGCAUUUCUCCUUUGCCAAGAUAAUCCUUCCACUUGAGAGGUGUGGCAUAUCAAGAAGCUGAUUAAACAUCAUUACACAGGUGCACCUUGUGCUGGGGAACAAUUUAAAAUGCCACUCUAAAAUGUGUCGUUUUGUCACAACAAAGCCACAGAUGUCUUGAAGGAGCAUAGAAUUGGCAUGCUGACUGCAGGAAUGUCCACCAGAGCUGUUGAAGGAGAAUUUAAUGUUAAUAUCUCUACCAUAAGCCGCCUCCAAUGUCGUUUUAGAGAAAUAGGCAGUAUGUCCAACCGGCCUCACAACCGCAGACCACGUGUAACCACGCCAGCCCAGGACCUCCACAUCCGGCUUCUUCACCUUCACCUGAGACCAGCCACCUGGACAGCUGAUGAAACUGUGGGUUUGCAGAACUGAAGAAUUUCUUCACAAACUGUCAGAAACCGUCUCAGGAAAGCUAAUCUGCGUGCUCGUCGUCCUCACCAGGGUCUUGACAUGACUGCGGUUCGGCAUCGUAACCGACUUCAGUGGGCAAAUGCUCACCUUCGAUGGCCACUGGCACGCUGGAGAAGUGUGCUCUUCACGGAUGAAUCCCGGUUUCAACUCUACCGGGCAGACGGCGUAUGGCGUCGUAUGGGCGAGCGGUUUGGUGACGUCAACGUUGUGAACAGAGUGCCCCGUGGUGGUGGGGUUAUGGUAUGGGGAGGGAAAAGCUACGGACAACGAACACAAUUGCAUUUUAUCGAUGGCAAUUUCAAUGCACAGCGAUACCAUGACGAGUUCCUGAGGCCCAUUGUCAUGCCAUUCAUCCGCCGCCAUAACCUCAUGUUUCAGCAUGAUAAUGCAUGGCCCCAUGUCGCAAGGACCUGUACACAAUUCCUGGAAGCUGAAAAUGUCCCAGUUCUUCCAUGGCCUGCAUACUCACCAGACAUGUCACCCGCUGAGCAUGUUUGGAAUGCUCGGGGUCGACGUGUACGACAGUGUACCAGUUCCUGCCAAUAUUCAGCAAUUUUGCACAGCCAUUGAAGAGGAGUGGGACAACAUUACACAGGCCACAAUCAACAACCUGAUCAACUCUAUGCGAAGGAGAUGUCGCACUGCAUGAGGCAAAUGGUGCCCACACCAGAUACUGACUGGUUUUCUGAUCCACGGCCCUACUUUUUUUUUUUUUUAAGGUAUCUGUGACCAACAGAUGCAUAUCUGUAUUCCCAGUCGUGAAAUCCAUAGAUUAGGUCCUAAUGAAUUUAUUUCAACUGACUGAUUUCCUUAUAUAAGUCUUUGAAAUUGUUGCAUAUUUUUGUUCAGUGUAUAUUCUACAUCUUGCGUCUCUUUACUCUGAACUGGUGUGUAAUCUGUCUUUCUGUCUUGUGUCUCUCUAUCAAUCUGUCUGUAGUAGAGGCAGAGCUGGAGCAGAUAGACUUCAUUGACAGCUGUACAGGAGAGGAGGAGGAGGAGGAGGGUAGGCGAGGAGAAGUAGCAGCAACCAUCAGCCUCAGCUCCCAGUUCAUGGCUUACAUUGAGCGCCGCAUCACCAGAGAGGUAAGUGUUUUAUUUGUGUGUGUGAUAUAAAAUAUAAUUUAUGCCAUUCAGCAAGCCAUUUUACAUUUUUGCAUACAUUUUUGUAUGGGUUGCCCCAGUGGGAAUCACUCACACCCGUACAAGUGCCAUGAUCUGCCAACUGAACUAACUGUGUGUGUGUUCAUGAGUGUGCGUGUACGUGUGACUGGCCAGGGUGUACAGGACUGUAUGUAGAAGGCUGGGGGCCCGUUCAUCACAACAGAACGGUAUGCAAUGUUUAAUUCAACAGAAACUGCCUCCUGAUGUGGCGCAGCAGUCUAAGGCGCUGCAUCGCAGUGUUGCGGCGUCACUACAGCCUGGGGUUCGAUCCCAGGUGUGUCACAACCGGCCGUGACCAAGAGUCCCAUAGGGCGGCGCACAAUUGGCCCAGUGUCAUCCGGGUUAGGGGAGGAUUUGGCCAGGGGGGCUUUACUUGGCUCAUCGUGCUCUAGCGACUCCUUGUGGUGGGCUGGGCGCCUGCAAGCUGACUUCAGUCGUCAAUUGAACAGUGUUUCCUCCAAAACAUUGGUGCAGCUGGCUUCCGGGUUAAGCGAGCGGGUGUUAAGAAGCGCGGCUUGGCGAGUCAUGUUUUGGAGGACGCAUGACUCGAUCUUCGUUUCUCCCGAGCACGUUGGGGAGUUGCAGCGAUGAGACAAGAUCGCAAUUGGAUAUCAAGAAAUUGGGGAGAAAAAGGGGGUAAAAUUACAAAAUUGAAUAGAAAUAAUAAUAAUUAAACAGAAACUACUGUUCUGAAUGACCAGUUGAAGAACCUGAUUAUGGUGACCCAGAAAGUGAUAGUGUAUGGUGUGCUGCAUGAGUUUUGCAAUUUGAAAUGGUCACAUCCAUAUUGAUCAGACCACACCUCGCCACACUCCCCAAACGGGAGCAAAUGUAUCUCAAAGGCAGUUGAAGAAUGCGCACUGUUUUAGGGAAACAUGUCAUUCAGUGCAAAUCUUCACACCACAUAGCAAACGUUGAAACAAACUGAACGCACCGCUGGUGUGUGUGUGUUUGUUGUGUGGUGUAAGAGCAAGAUCGUGGCUGGUGUAUUGAUGACUGUCUCUUGUCUCUGUCUCUUUGUAGGGCUCUCCAGUCAAGUCCAACUCCUCCAGAGACUCAAGGACAGACGACCCGAGGCAACACAAUUCUCUGCAGAAGAGGUAGGAAGACGUACACGCACACACACCCUGCCUUUCUUGUAACUUGACCUAUAACAGAGUUGUAUGUGAUGUAUAACAAUCUCACACAAACACAUGAGCCCAGCUCUGUAGCAGAUUCUCAGCCUGUGUUAUAGUCGUGUCUCUGUUCGGUUUUUAACAACAAAAAAAUUGGACUCAACAAAUGACCCAAUGUACCCAACAUACCAUAAAAUCUCCAGUCUAAAUAAAGAUCUCUAAUCUAAUGUGUUGAGUUAGAUCACACAUCUAACCCCCUCCCUUUCCCCAUCUGUCUCCCACCCACCCCCUCCCUCAGGACUGCCCAUGAUCCAGCUUCUUCUGCCUCUCAUAAUCAGGUAACCCGAGUGUCUAAAUGCUGUGUACAGCUUCCAAUACUGAUUAUUACUACGUCAAUUACUACUUACAUGUUUUAAAACUUCAUUUAUUGAGUGUAAAUGUUGAUACCGCCUCUUUUCAACUCCAUUCCUCUCUUCCUCGUUCCGCCUCCUCGCCCUCUCUGUUUCCCUCUGCUAUCUUCCUUCAUCUCCCUCUCUCUCUUGGUUUCUCUCCUCUCGCUUUGUUUCCUCCCCCUUCCUCUCUCUCCCCCCUCCCUCUCUCUCCCUGUGUUCAGAGAGGGUCAGGGGCUGGGGUUGGUGCGGGUCCGGGCGGGGCACCGGGUGGGGGCGUUGAGCACGUGCGGAGGAUGGCCCAGUUGGCCGUCCUGCGGUACGAGGAGGAGAGGCAGAAGUCACGCUCAGUGCAGCGGGACGCCGUCAUGACCUACGUCAAGGUUCCUCUGACUACUAUUAAUUUUUAUUCUGUUGAUUUAUGUCUUGCUCUUGUAUCACUGUAAGUGGUGGAGUUAAUGGAACGUUAGUGGAGAGUUGGUAAUAGAAGGGGCUGACACUGAUGCUGUGUAUGUAUCUACAGUAGCCUUAUGUUUUAAAAAGACAAAUAUAUGAAUGGCCUCAAAUGAAAGUGACAUUCUCUAGCGCUUUUUCUAAGUAGACAUUUUGACUUUUGGAUACUUUUGGAGCGCACUGUGUAUGACUGAGACUGGUCUCUCGGUCUCUACAGCACAAAGCGUCUCUAAGUCCUACCAAGCUGAGUCCCACAGAGAACGAGGUGAGUCCACACACUGCUCUCUACACUCUGUUCUCUCUCUCCCUGCCUCCCUGCCUUACCUCUUUGCUCUGUUUUCUCUCACUCUGAAGGUCUCUCCAUGGUGAGUUAAUGUGUGUGUUGGCAUAAAUGGUUCUAGUUAUAACUGAAGAAGCGUAGGGUUUUAUAAAAAUUCACAGGGGCUCUCUGUAAACAUGACCACGCAUUUUCUUCAGCAGUCAUGUCUGGUGGUGCAUUCUACCUCAUCCCCCUUUCAAUUGUCCUCAUCGCGUCCUCCCCACACACACACACACACACACAUAUCCCUCUCUUUUGCUCCUAUUGUGGUCACGUACCUUCCUUCACCCUCCCUCCCCUCUCCAGUUAUACCAUCACUGAUUCUUGAGGGUAAAGACUAAACAUCUACGACCCCAGCAAAGUAUUGUCGAUGUUUAACAAUUUUUUAUAGAAGACAUCUUUUUUGUGCCUACUUUAAAAAAAAUCUGUGCUAUAUGCAGGGUUCCAGACUGCAACCAUUUUGUUGCAUUUUGCGACCCUUUAACUUCGCUGUGCAAGUUACAUUUUUUAUUGGUCGCACAUUCUAUCUGGUCACCUCAAUCAAAACGUCCUAUUUUAUGGGCGGAUAAAACCAUGAAUUUGUUAAACAGUAAGUGCAUUAUCCUCAUCAUUCCUAUAAUAAAAGUGUCUUUCCUGCUGCUGUCGUUGUGGCCGUCUGCUGUAAUGAGCGAGCCUCUCACACUCGCUCUACCCCCUUGUGGGCCCCUCGUCAUUGUAUAACAUUUCAAAAUGCAAAUGCAGGGAAAAAACACAACUUUGGAAGCAGCUAGUUGUCCAUAAUAAAGAGAAGAGGGUCUCAGCUUUCUGUAGGUAUAUAAUUUGUAUUUCUCAAUGAUAAUUAUUGCGGUCAAAGCACACUGUUUUACAAUCAAGAUAUCUGAUAUGGCUUUGAAAUACAGAGCACGCAAAAUUACGCAUCGGCCAUCGCAAGUGCACUCAUUGCAGUUUUUUGGGGGACAUUUACUGUUAGAUUAAUACAUUGGCUACUAGCAGUAGGUAUUAUAUUUACAGUUAGCGAGCAAGCUAAUGUGUUUUGCGUUUCCACUUCCUCAGGUGGUGAAUAAACACCAGUUGAAUUUGACCUAUAAUAUAAUUAAAAACAAAACACUAAGUUAUAACUGAGAAGUAGGCAUUGGUCUGAAGAAAAAGAAUGGAAAUUCACAUGAGCUCCACCCAUACACACAGCUUUGACCUACUACAGUAACUAUGUUGGUCUAUUGUACUUCAAACCAUGUGUUUGCAAGUUGCUUAGGAUUCAAACCUUCUCAAACAGUCUAAUUCAUACUCUAAGAGGAGGUACUCCCACAAUAAUGUGAUUUGUACUGCAUCUAGGGGCUUUGGCGGUCAUAAAAUUUUGUCAGCCGGUUGUCAUGCCAAAGAAUGCCGGAUUCACUGUAAUUUACCGUUAAUUAACAUAAAACACGUUUAGCAACUCCAGGCCUCCACGCAUACAAGCCUCUGAUGCACGCCUUUUGAACAUCUACAUUUUAGUCUAAGUCUAAUAAAUCAAUUUAAUAUACACCAUCACAAUAAAUCCAUUAUUUAUUCUAGGCAGGUCUAAAGAAACAUGAUCUGAAGAAAAUAGUAUUUAGUCAGCCACCAAUUGUGCAAGUUCUCCCACUUAAAAAGAUGAGAGAGGCCUGUAAUUUUCAUCAUAGGUACGCGUCAACUAUGACAGACAAAAUGAGAAUUUUUUUCUCCAGAAAAUCACAUUGUAGGAUUUUUUUAUGAAUUUAUUUGCAAAUUAUGGUGGAAAAUAAGUAUUUGGUCAAUAACAAAAGUUUCUCAAUACUUUGUUAUAUACCCUUUGUUGGCAAUGACACAGGUCAAACGUUUUCUGUAAGUCUUCACAAGGUUUUCACACACUGUUGCUGGUAUUUUGGCCCAAUCCUCCAUGCAGAUCUCCUCUAGAGCAGUGAUGUUUUGGGGCUGUCACUGGGCAACACAGACUUUCAACUCCCUCCAAAGAUUUUCUAUGGGGUUGAGAUCUGGAGACUGGCUAGGCCACUCCAGGACCUUGAAAUGCUUCUUACGAAGCCACUCCUUCGUUGCCCGGGCGGUGUGUUUGGGAUCAUUGUCAUGCUGAAAGACCCAGCCACGUUUCAUCUUCAAUGCCCUUGCUGAUGGAAGGAGGUUUUCACUCAAUCUCACAAUACAUGGCCCCAUUCAUUCAUUCCUUUACACGGAUCAGUCGUCCUGGUCCCUUUGCAGAAAAACAGCCCCAAAGCAUGAUGUUUCCACCCCCAUGCUUCACAGUAGGUAUGGUGUUCUUUGGAUGCAACUCAGCAUUCUUUGUCCUCCAAACACGACGAGUUGAGUUUUUACCAAAAAGUUCUAUUUUGGUUUCAUCUGACCAUAUGACAUUCUCCCAAUCCUCUUCUGGGUCAUCCAAAUGCACUCUAGCAAACUUCAGACGGGCCUGGACAUGUACUGGCUUAAGCAGGGGGGCACGUCUGGCACUGCAGGAUUUAUCCCUGGCGGCGUAGUGUGUUACUGAUGGUAGGCUUUGUUACUUUGGUCCCAGCUCUCUGCAGGUCAUUCACUAGGUCCCCCCGUGUGGUUCUGGGAUUUUUGCUCACCGUUCUUGUGAUCAUUUUGACCCCACGGGGUGAGAUCUUGCGUGGAGCCCCAGAUCGAGGGAGAUUAUCAGUGGUCUUGUAUGUCUUCCAUUUCCUAAUAAUUGCUCCCACAGUUGAUUUCUUCAAACCAAGCUGCUUACCUAUUGCAGAUUCAGUCUUCCCAGCCUGGUGCAGGUCUACAAUUUUGUUUCUGAUGUCCUUUGACAGCUCUUUGGUCUUGGCCAUAGUGGAGUUUGGAGUGUGACUGUUUGAGGUUGUGGACAGGUGUCUUUUAUACUGAUAACAAGUUCAAACAGGUGCCAUUAAUACAGGUAAGUGGAGGACAGAGGAGCCUCUUAAAGAAGAAGUUACAGGUCUGUGAGAGCCAGAAAUCUUGCUUGUUUGUAGGUGACCAAAUACUUAUUUUCCACCAUAAUUUGCAAAUAAAUUCAUUAAAAAUCCUACAAUGUGAUUUUCUGGAGAAAAAAAAUUCUCAAUUUGUCUGUCAUAGUUGACGUGUACCUAUGAUGAAAAUUACAGGCUUCUCUCAUCUUUUUAAGUGGGAGUAUCUGGCUGUCAACAAUCACACACUAUUGACAGAACCGGCUCACAAGAGGUGGAAAGGGGGGUCUUACUGUAUAGCCCCAGGCUGUAGUAAUUAAUUUUAAAGAACAGAAAGUAGUCCACUACCAUGCCCUACCACUCAAGCGACAAUCAGUGAAGUGCCAAAGCCCAUCUGUUGCCCCUGGAUUCAGGGUUAGCGGUAAUAACUAAACAAACCUGAAUGUACACGCGGUUACUAAAGGAAUGAUAAUGAAGUGCUAGGGAGCUAGCCAUGCUGCAGAUACACAUUGCCAGCUUACUUGGCCAAUUACCUAAUUAACAGACUUAGCCGCUGACAUAAACGGUAUUACAGACGUCUAAACUCUGAGGGAAAUACAGUGUGCUGGCUAACAAAUGUACAGGAGAAAUACAUUAUAAACAGUGACAUGGAAAGCAACUUACUGUUCAUCAACGCACACAAAAGGAACUGUAAUGUACAAACAUAACCGAUAACUUAUGCCGCGUUCAAAACAACUAGGAACUCUGAAAUCUCUGACUUACGACUUCAGUGCGUUCAAGACAACUGCGAAAAAUCGUUUUGAAUGGUCAUCCAACUUGGCAACUCUGGCAUCUUUCUAGACUUUUCGACCUUAAGAUCACUGACGUCAUGAUUUGAAUUUCCCCUGAGUUCCCAGUUGAAAAGCACCAUUAGUUCUUUACAAUAACUGUGAACUUGGCCUGGCAUGCACCAGGAGCGUGAAUAGAAGGUACUUGCGUGCGCACUGUGCUAGGAGAGACAUCAUACCUAGAAUGAGAACAGCAUGAGAGAGGCAGCCUUUCGUAUAUACUCUAUAGGGAACAAUUUGGUGGUGGUGGAAUAAAUGAAAUUGCAUAAAGACAUUUGGCAUGGAGAAAUUCAUAUGUAAUAGCCAUUUUGUUAUUCAUUACACAAUUUACUACAGUAGGCUGCAUAAAAUAGAUGAAGGAUAAACAACAACAUGUAAAGUAUGCUACAUGAGCAGGUCAAAUCUUAACAUCAUAAAAAGCAUAUUCAAAUCCGUAGUACUCCUCAGAGUGGAAUUGCGAUUGGAUUGCAUGGACCACACAGGCAGGUAUAGGCACUCUGUUCCUCUUCCCCAAGUGUCAUCUUGCCCACAGGGUAAAUUGCCUAUAGGCAGUCAAUCUGUAAUGACUGAAACAUGCAUAUUGAUUAUUAAGUGUGCCAUUAAAGUGGAUUGCGUCACAAGCUGUAAAAUGUCAACAAACGCUCCUGUCAUUACAGUAGCCAGCAAACAACUAGCUAGGCAACUUGUGGGGACACAAUUCACAAGACUUCACUUAGUUAUUUAGCUAGCUAGCUGGCUGCUUUCCUAGCAAACACACUUUUGACUGGUACUGUAUGUAAACGUAAUAUUUCUGUUUUUUUUGUUUUAUAUGUAGCUCAGCUGGUAGAGCACGGCGCUUGUAACGCCAAGGUAGUGGGUUCGAUCCCCGGGACCACCCAUACACAAAAAAAAUGUAUGCACGCAUGACUGUAAGUCGCUUUGGAUAAAAGCGUCUGCUAAAUGGCAUAUUAUUAUUAUUAUUAUAAAUUUGCAAAAAAAUCUAAAAACCUAUUUUUGCUCUGUCGUUAUGGGGUAGUGUGUGUGUGUGUGUGUGAAUUGAUGAGGGGGGGGGGGGAAACUAUUUAAUCAAUUUUAGAAUAAGGCUGUAACGUAACAAAAUGUGGAAAAAGUCAAGGGGUUUGAAUACUUUCCGAAUGCACUGUAUGAGAACAUGAUAUCAUGGUUUGUUUUAGCGUUUCAUUUAAUCAUAUUUUAAACCUAACCACACUGCUAACCUUAUGCCUAACCUUAAAUUAAGACCAAAAAGCCGCAAACAAAAUUCCAUGGUGGUGACGUUAGCGCGUACGCUAUGAACCCUGUCAUGAACGCAUUAUCUUGACACUAUUUAAAUGGACAGUCUGGUGAUUACAGGAAGCUCUUGUUCACUCAGUACUGAUUUGAAUGUUUUUCUCUUGCUUUAUAAAAAGACAUAUUGUCUAAAACAGUUUUGUUGAAAACCGUCACAUUGCUAGCCAAGUUAGCAAACAUGUCGUUUUCUUUUGAAAGUAACACCCCCUCAACAUAUAAACACAGACACUGAAAAUGAUCUUAUUUUUCUUUAUCAGGUAGCUCUCAAAAGAGCCUUUGCAUUGCUGAGCAGUUAAAUUUUCAGGAGUGUGCUGCCUGCCUGCCUGCCAUCAGAGGAGUCUGCCUGCCUGCCUGCCAUUCAUCAAAGGAGUAGAUCAGUAAAUAAUGAAAUGUUAGUAAGUUAUUGCCACGCUUUCACAUAGAGGCCUAGUUUACAUUUACAUUUUAGUUAUUUAGCAGACACGCUUAUUCAGAGCGACUAGUUUUAAGUGCCUUGCUCAAGGGUACAUGGGCUGAUUUUUCACCUAGUCAGCUCGGGGAUUCGAACCAGCCUCCUUUCGGUUACUGCCCAACGCUCUUAACCGCUAGAUUACAAAGCACAAAAUGUUAAACACAAAAAGGCAAAUGGUAGUAGAUAAACUGGUUAAAUAAAAGACUGCUCUUAGAACUUUCAGACUCAUAUCUCAAUGUAUGUAUUUUAAUUUUCUCAUAGGGAAACAAUAGGGCAGCCUCAGAGUUCCAAAAGUUGUGUAAUUCCUGACAUUUUAAAUGCUAGCUUUUGAUGACAACGGAGUAUGCUGCCCAGCCUUACAUCAUUACAAAGAGAUUAUCCUAAUUAAAAGGGUGUCUGACUUGAAAAAAUCGAAAUAUACACAUUGCGACAUAUUUUGUGAAAUAAACUGACAUACCUACAUUUCCCCUAUAGGAAACAAAUGGGACAAUAUAACGAGUCAAAAUUCACCUAAGGCUGAAAAAUGGCCAAAGAACGUUGGUUGAGCUGGAACACUAGCGAUUGAAAUCAACCUUCGCUGAUCCUGUUCUGACUGGAAUGAUCCUUAGAAUUUUAUUUUCCCUAAAUGGCACCAACAAAUGUAUACCUUUUUAUUUUACCACUACAAUCUGUUCUUAGGACAAAACUGAAAAAUAACAUAUUGUGUAGAAAGUAAACAUCCGCACCUCGAUGGUGCCAAGUGUGCUUAUGUCUACAUAACGGAAGAAAUGGCAACUUCUGACUAUUUCUAGUCUAGCGAUCGGUGACAGCAGAGUACCUUAUGUCAUUAGGUACCCAACCUUAUGUCAUUAGAAAGAGGAGAUUCUCAUGAUUAAAAUGGUGUCCGACUUGAAAAAAUCAAAAUACACAUUGCGAAAUAUACCAGCAUGCCUCUCCAUAGGAAAACAAUGGGGGGAGCUCAGCGUUCCAAGGGCAAAAAGUAUUUCGGGGCUAGCGUUUGACAACGGAGUACGCUUCCCAGCCUUACAUAAUUAGAAAGAGGAGAUUAUCCUGAUUUUAAAAUGGUGUCUGAUUUGAAAAAAUUUAAAUAUACACAUUGCGAGAUAUUUUGUGAAAUAAACAGACAUACCUAUAUUUCCCCUAUAGAAAACAAUGGGACGACCUCAGUGCCAUUAGUAUUUUUUGUUGUUGUUGACGUUUUAACUACCAGCAAUUGGUAACAGCAUUGCACCCUGCUCAAACGUAUCUCAUUAGAAAUAAUAUAUGUUAUCCUGAUUUAAAUGGUGUAGAACUUCAAACCAUUAAAAUACAUACAAGGUGGCUGUGGUUCGAAUCCCAGAACCGACUAGGUGAAACAUCUGUUGAUGUACCUUUGAGCAAGGCACUUACCCUAGUCACUCUGGAUAAGAGCGUCUGCAAAAUGACUAAAAUGUAAAUGUAAACUAGGCUUCUAUGUGAAAGCGUGGCAAAAACGUAUUAACUAAAUCAUUAUUCACAGCUUUACUCAUCUGUUGACAUGGCAGGCAGGCAGCACACUCCUGAAAACGAACUGCUCAGCAAAGCAAAGGCUCUAAAAAAAUAAAAAUAAAUAAAAAAUACUCGUUUUCAGUGUCUGUGUUUAUAUGUUAAGGCGUCACCCAUCUAAAUACAUUUAUGUUUAUUUUUUAUAAUUAACUAAAUGUAUGGUGUUUGUCAGUUUCAUUGUUUAUGCUAUAAAUGGUUAUUGUAUGGUUGUAAGUGAUCAAAUGAACUAGAACAUUUUAUAUUUAGCAAUUCUGAGUAAUUACUACUUUUAGUAAGGAUAUACACUUUAUUACACCACUCCUGCGUACACUUUGUUCUGUCCCUUUCCACACUGCUAACGCAAGAGGAAGGACUGAAAAAGCAUUUAACAGAUUACUGUUAAGUAAUAUAAAUUACCUGAUGUAAACCUACGAGGUUAACGUGGGCAGGUCGUAUUGCUGACAAUAGCGAAGCAGGCAUUGUGACGUUGAACAAUGGGCUGGGAAUAGAAGGCGAGUUGGUGCCACGGUGCUCAAUAGAAUUAAUAGGAGCUGGCAGGGUGGAUACAUUUCCUAAAAUAAGGCCUGUUUUUUCUCUAUUACUUCAAAACUAUGGCAAGCAUGAAACUGGGCUCCACGGUGGAUGGAAUGAACUAGUUUUUAUCAGAAAAAAGCGUUGUUAAAAAUGUUGUGUCCAACCUAUUAAUGUUAACGUUACAGCCCUGUUGGCUUGUAGCUAGCGAACGUUAUUGGCUAACAUUAGUUGGCUAGCUAACUGGCAAUAGCAGUCAAUGAGGUUCGCUAUCUUAUUUGUGCUUAUUACAUGCAAGUGUCAAGGCCAACAAUUUACACAGAUGGCUUCAGCCAUGUGAAAAACCUUCCAUAGCAAAAUACAGCUCGCUUCCUUUGCUUGUAGCUUGCCUCUCAUCCGACUGGUGUUAGCUAGCUACUAGCACUGUUGCUGCGCAACCCAAGUGCUUUGGUCCGGUUUUAGAACUCUUGAGAUUCGGCUGAAGAUAUGUUGGCAUUGUCAGAAAUGCUACAAAAGGGUAGCACGUCGUUGGUUCUUAAUGGACAGAAAUGAGCACGUGAGAGUGAUACAUUAUACAUUUUCAUAAACUGUUGCACCUACAAACGUAUUCAGUCCGAAAGGUGGCAAGUCUAAUGCUCACUUUAUGGACGCUGUAGCCUCGUUUUAAUCCGACGUCUAGAAUUUGAGCUAGGUUUGGGCCAAAAAAUCGUGACGAGAGGCAGGGAGUGUGUUGUGUAUGGUCAGUCAAGUUUAUUUACAAAUUUCCAUCGACAUUGGUGUCAUAUUGGUUUAGAUAUGACGGUAGGGAAAUUUGAAUGUAACAUUGAGCUUCAACCAAUGCAUAUACUAUAACCCAAUAAUAUUAGUGCACAUAAAGACAAAAAAAGUCAUUUCUGGAGCCCUAUAUUGACAGUAAAAUAUAACAAAAGUAGCCUAAUUGUCAACCCAAGAUUCAUGACAAUCACUGGAUUAGGUUGCAUAUCAAAGUAUUUUGAAUCAUGCAUUCCUGCUUGGACAUGUUGGACACUUAUUUAUUGAAUACCAUCUCUGUAGUCUAUGACACUUCUUAAUAAAGCAUUGUGAAUUACUUUGUAAUGACAGGUGCUGACUCAAAUGUAUUAUAUUGUGGGACGCUGCACACAUUUUUUCCCAGGGGUUCCACCAAAUCAUGGGCUGGUGCCACCAACUGAAAAUGUUAGUCUAGAGCCCUGGCUAUAUAUCCUAGCUAUCUCCCCCUUCCCCCUCUCCAGCCUCACCUCCUGUCUUCCCUGUGUGUUCUGUCCUCAUUCCCUCUCUUCCACUCCUCCCUGCCAGAACGCGUACCCCUCCAGGCGUUCCACCCACACGGACGACUCGGCCCUCUUCGUGGUAAGGCGCCGUGGCUGUGCUUCCAUUCUCUUCUUCCAUUCUUCUCCUACAAGUGUGCACUCCUUCACUCCUCCACUGAUUUUAAAACAGCGGUCAAUUUUUUAUUUAUUUUAUUAAUUGCAUUUUCAUCUCUUAUCAAAAUGAAAAGAAACCAAUAAAUAGAUUUACUCAAUAAAAUGUUAUUUUUCAAGUUAUCUUUCUCAAAAACGUUCAUAUCCUUCCAUGCAAUAAUCUGUACUCUUAAUUUAGAAAUAAUACUUGGUGACACCACUGCAGUUCCCGGUCGGCCACACAAGGGCGCGAGACCCGACUUCAAAAUACAACUUUUUUUUAAAGGGAGCAACUGGGGAAAUAAAUAUGGUAGCCCAUGGCAUGCUUACACCAAUCUAUUGCUGGGGAUAAAAAAAUAAAAAAUAAAAUAUAUUUCAACAAAAAUGAAUCUUAUGCUUUUAAACCCAUGUGGGGGAGUAAACGAGUGCCCACUUUAGGAGAACAGUAGGAAAUGGGAACACGACCCUGUGUCACCUGCUCUCUGUCUGUCCUUUAACCACCCGUCAACACCCAAUAACCUUUCAUAGUCCUCCCCCUCUAACUAGUCUUCCAUGGUUGGAUUAACACUCUUGUCUACUGUUUGGUUAUAUAGCUACACAUGUUAAUCUAUAGACUUACAGGUAACUGACAAAAUAAAGGAAACACUUGAGUAAAUGAGGGAUACAAAGUAUAUUGAAAGCAGGUGCUUCCACACAGGUGUGGUUCCUGAGUUAAUUAAGCAAUAAACAUCCCAUCAUGCUUAGGGUCAUGUAUAAAAAUGCCCAGUUGCCCAUUAUUAUGGCUACCAUGGUUAGAAGAGAUCUAAGUCACUUUGAAAGAGGGGUCUCAAAGGAGCGUAGGGGGUUUAAAGGGUGUGUGUCUCAGUCACCAAAUCUCAACCCAAUUGAACACUUAUGGGAGAUUCUGGAGUGGCACCUGAGACAGCGUUUUCCACCACCAUCAACAAAACACCAAAGGAUGGAAUUUCUCAUAGAAGAAUGGUGACGCAUCCCUCCAAUAGAGUUCCAGACACUUGUAGAAUCUAUUCCAAGGAGCAUUGAAGCUGUUCUAGAGGCUCGUGGUGGCCCAACGCCCUAUUAAGACACUUGUAUUUAGGUGUUUCCUUUAUUAUGGCAGUUACCUGUAUUUCGUCAUAUGCAUUACUUUUUCAGUAUGUCUGUCUGUGUGGAAAUCUGGUCUUUCUAAUUGCAUCUGACAAUCUUAUGGACUGCGUUUAGUUUUUCCAAUUAUCCAACAGUCUUUUGGUCAGUGAGCGAUGCAAAUCCUGCCGUUCACGGCCACUGUAAAAGAAGAGUCUGGCGUUUGACAACAUUAACUGGAUCGUGUUCAUUACGCACCAAACGGAAGAAAGCGGAUGGAACUGCCAAGUGGGACUAGGAUAAAACGCUCAUUUUCAUUUUCUGUCAAGUGCCCUAAUGAACACAACCCUGGCUAUUGUAACUUUUUCACACUAACAUUCCUCCAACCCAAACUGUACUCCUCUGGCUCACUUUUCUCUGAGCACAGUACGGUGUAACUCAAGGAUCAGCCUGCUUUGGUAGACACGGCUUAUUUACAGCCUGGUUUGGGCGGGACUUGGCGAGCUAACCAUGCCCCUCGGCUCAGUUAAAAUUAUAUUUUACUAAAAAAAAAACUUUAAGUAGUUUAAGAUGGAGCACUGUACUGAAAGUGCUCUUCCUUGAAAACUUAAUCUGCUGACAUGCACAAUUUGUGACUGUCAACAGUAUACUAAUGAACAAAAUACCAAAAUAUGUUUUAUUAAAAUAUCCCUUUAAAAGGGGGCUGACACUAGUUACGUAAUCAGGGUGCAAAUGGAAAUAUCCACACCAGCACAGUAUGGUUUGGGUCUGCACGAUAGUGUGAAAAUGCUGUUAGUAUAGUUAUUAGAUGACCUGCUGCUUGGUUCUGGGGUUCAGCUGGCUGUUGGAAUCCUUGCCUGUCCCCCUUGCUUUCUGACUAAACUUUCUUUUACUAACCUGUUCCAGAGACAAUGUAUGUGUCCCAAAUGGCACCCUAUUCCCUAUAUAGUGCCCUACUUUUGACCAGAGCCCAUAGGGUGCAGCAAAUAGGUCCCUUCGUCUUCCUGACGCAUUGUAACCAGCUUACACCUGUCCUGGCUUAACCCCUCUCUUCUUCUCCUCCUUCUUUCCCUUCCGAUUCCCCUCUUUCUGUAUUUGUUUAUUUUCUCUCUCUUUCUCCCUUCUCCGGCUGGUUCACUGUUAGAGCGAGUACCAGCCUCUCAUGGUGUUUGAGAUAGACACUGACACCAACACUAUAAAGAGGAGGCCUGGCACUCACAAGCAGGUGAAACACACUUUUUGCUACAGUACUACACACGCACACAAACAUUUGACUUGUUUCACACGCACAAUUAGGGAGCAACUGUGUACACAGCAUACAUACACACACAGUCACACAUUGUUGGAGUAAUCAUACACAGCAAUACACACAUACAAACAAACAAAUCAAGUCAUAGGCACUUAACCCAUAUUGCUCUGGAUAAGAGCGUCUGCUAAAUGACUAAAAUGAAAAAUGAUAUACAUGUGCUGUCUGCAAAUAUACCAUCCCAAACACACGCACACAGUUGUUGUUUUGCGGCCCGUAUCUGUGCAGCAUGCUGUGUGUGCACUGUGCUUACUCAACAGUACUCAAUUUUCUCUAUCUCUCUCUGCAUAUAAAAUCUCUCCAUUAUUCCACGUCUUUCUUUUUAUUUUAUUUUCCUUCACACUUCCUUGAGUUACUCUUUCUCCUCAAUUCUCAUUGGAUUUUCUAAAAACAAAUCCCUCAAUCCACCUUUUGCCAUUCCUUUCUUGUCUCUCUAUGUUCCUCCUUUUACUUUUGUCCUCCUGCACUCUUUCUUCCUGCACCACCUCCCCCCAGUCUCUUUCUGGGUCUGGGAUGUCCAUAGAUGGGUGUCCCUCUUAUCCUGCCGACAUCGUCCCCACGUGUCUACUGCAGGUACUGAAACCUUGCACGUCUUCUUUUCAGAGCAACCUCCCUUUUCCGUCUCUUUCUCUUUAUUUCCUUAUACUUUGGGUUUUAGAGCAUGCUGCUAAACACUGGUCCAGGGCCAGUUUAGUGAUGGUUUGUCAAGCGCAUGUGUGGUGUGCUCCCCCGUGCAAAAUGGCUGCCGUGGCAUCACCCAGGUGUGAGCUACACUUUGGUGGUGGAUGGGGUGAGUUUCCCCUGUACAAUGGAAACACUUUGAGCACCUAGUAGGAAAGCACUAGGCCCUUUCUAAAUCCAAUCCAUUAAUAUUCUUGUUAUUAUUAGCUAACCCUAAGGGGCACUCUACCUACCUGCAGCCAGAGAGCCUGCUCCAGGGCUCUAUGCCCAUAAUACACCAUCUCCUAUGUAAUGGUUGCCGAACUUUGAUGUAGGGGUAAAAUAUAGGUCUGUAAACAUCAAACAGUCAAGAUGAAUGCUAAUGCUAACAGCGCUAAUGUUGGCGUCAAAGGGUGCUUGAGUGAUGUUUACGGGCCUUUACCCUCCCUCAUUACAUCUCUGGUGCGAACGGAGGUGUGAGACACCUGAGUAUUGUUGAGAGAACCGUAUAUGCAUGAAUGCUGGUGUUUUCGUCCUGACUCAAAUUGAAAGAGGGAUGAAAUGUACUCUCUCUCUCUCCCUCUCUCUGUUUGCUCUCCGCUGGGACUCGACUGGCCACUCAGCAGGGCGAGGAUCGCUCCUCCUCCCUGUCUCCCACAGGUAAGACACCAGUCACACUAUUCCUGCUGCCCUUCACUGCUAGGUGCAGCUAUUCCCACUGGCUUCCAGGGAAACCAGAGUAUCAAUGGCUGUGAACUUGAGCAGCUUCCCACACACUCCUCCCCUCUCCUUUCUAAUUUUCUGUAUCCCAAAUUGACCACUACCCCUUAGAUGUUCCUGUGGAUCUUCUUAUUGGUGUCAGAGUGGCGCAGUGGUCUAAGCUGUGCCACUAGAGAUCCUGGUUCGAAUCCAGGCUCUGUCGUAACCGGCCGCGACCGGGAGACCCAUGGGGCGGCGCGCAAUUGGCCCAGCGUCGUCCAGGGUAGGGGAGGGAAUGGCCGGCAGGGAUGUAGCUCAGUUGAUAGAGCAUGGCGUUUGCAACGCCAAGGUUGUGGGUUCGAUUCCCACAGGGGGUAUGAAAAAAAAUAAUGUAUGCACUAACUAACUGUAAGUCGCUCUGGAUAAGAGCGUCUGCUAAAUGACUAAAAUGUAAAUGUAAAAUUACACGUCCUAUUCACUCUCCCACCUGCUCACUUCCUGUUUGCAGCCCUCCAAUCACCUUCUUACCCCGGCCCUGUUGCCCCGCCCUCCUGCCGGGGGCCCGCCCAGCGGCCAGAAAGCUUCUUGUUUCGCCUCAGCCAGAAGGAAGAGCAGAGGAGAGGUAUGUCACCGGAUCACAACUGUCUGGAUGGCCUUGGGAGCUUUCAGAAGAGAGUGUUGGUACCAAUGCGCAUGUCACAAUUGAGUGUCAUAUGUGACAUUGCUCUGGUAACUGUGGCUGGGCUGAUGGACUCGUCUGGAUGGGAUCCUGCACAGUCACUGAGCGAUACUGUGGAUAGUCAAACAUAAUAGAAGGUUCACACCCUUAUAAUUAAAUUGGGAGGGGGGGGGGGGGGGGGUAGUUUUAGAUAAUUUUGGAUAUGGACAGAUUUCUAUGUUUUAAGUGGGGGAGGGGAAAUUGUCGCCUUUUGUUUUACUAUUAUGUGUGAUGGUCCCCUCUUAGUUUUGUGAUCCCAUCUAUUACUUUGAGUUCUGUCUAGGUCAGAGGUCUGUCUGUCUGUAGCUGUAGAGUUCAGUGACUUCCAUGUGUCUGUUGCUUACAGUUUCAGAGCUCAGUUUUCUGAUGGUUUUGUUCCAUCUCUCUAUUACUUCAAGUUCCGUCUGUUGCUGUAGAGCUCCGUCUGUCUGUUGCUCAGAGCUUGUCUACAGCUCAGAGUUCCGUCUGCCUGUUGCUGUAGAGUUCAGUCUAUCUGCUGUAGUUUGCCUUCAGAAUAGUUUGCCAGCCGUCUGAUCAUGCCAUUGUAUCUGUAGAGAGCUGGACUUUCCCCCUCUUCAGGAUUAAUUAUUAGCACCCAUUCUGUUUGUAUGUUUGAGCCUGUCUGUUUCUGCCUUCCUCCCCAGGUGAUGGUGCCUCCCCCAGGCCGGAGCCUGAAGAGGUGACCCCUUCCCAGCCUCAAGGCCCUGUGGGAGAGGAGGCUGCUCUGGUGGAGCAACUGCGGAAGGUGAACAACACCCGACAAACAGAUUCUCCCCCCUUUUAACCAAACGAUUAAGGCCUGGAGUUUGUGCUGGGUUCCUUGGCCCAUAUUCAUAAAUAAAGCGUAGAAAUGCUAAACUAGAAUCAGUUUUGCCUUUCAGAUCACAAUGAGGACAAUUAUAUGGACACAGGGGACCUGAUCCUAGAUCAGCACUCCUACUCUGAGAUGCUUUAUGAGCCCAGGUCAGAUCACAAGGUCAGGAACAACUCCUGGCCCUACAUGUGCUGAUCCCCCUGUAACUUUGUCGUACUCUAUUUUGUAGAACAUCGAGUCGCGUCUGAAAGUGUCCUUGCCCAGCGACCUCGGAGCAGCACUGACAGACGGGGUCGUGCUCUGCCAUCUAGCCAAUCACAUGUGGCCACGAUCCGUACCCAGCAUCCAUGUGCCCUCCCCUGCUGUGGUGAGUGUUUGUGUGUGUGUGUGUUUGCAUGAGCGUGUGUGUUUGCGCAUGUUGUAUGUGUGCUGUGCGUGCAUACCAUGCAUGCAUUAGUGAGAUGUCAGUUUUAGAAUUAAUUUAGUCAGUGUGCCUUUCUGUCGGGAACAAUACACUUCAAGCAUAUCAAUACAACACUGCUACUUUUUACUUUGCGAAAGAUUCGCAUUUGGGUUAUGAUCAGACACUGCCUUACGUCCCAAAUAGCACCCUAUUCCCUAUAUAGUGCACUACGGUGACCAUAGCCCUAUAGGCCCUGGUCAAAAGUAGUGCUCUAUACAGGGAAAAGGGUGCCAUUUGGGACACAGCCGCCGUUGUUGUGCUUACCAUUGUCCCCGUUCUGUCUGUGUCCAUCAAGCCCAAACUGACCAUGGCCAAGUGUCGGCGGAACGUGGAGAACUUUCUGGAGGCGUGUCGCAGGAUCGGGGUUCCACAGGUAAGACCUUCACACUAGUUGAGUAAAGGUAUGGCAUGCUCAACUCUCUAGUCUUCCUGCUUAAACGUCUGUGUGUUUGUGAUGGGUUAGAUACAAGAGGACCUUUACUGACUGACUGUGUUCUACAGAAAUUCAAUUAAUUUGCUAGCAGCAGACAGUGACCUCACCAAAUUAAUGAAAUACCUGAAGGCUACUUUCAGACAAUGCAAUAUUUAUUGUACAGAGUAGGGAGACAAACUCCCUCUACUACUCUACUUUUUGUAUCAACAACGGUUUAGCCUAGUUCUCUGUCCCUGCUCUUUUUAUCAAUUGACUCCAGCAAACUCAAGUGACAAACUGGCAACCGGCAAAGCUUUUGUAAACUGGAUUUGGAGAGACGCUUAAUAACAGUAACCUUCUUUCUCUCUCUUUCCGCUCCUCCACUCUUCUCUUUCUUUUAACCAUAACACUUCCCUCUCAAACGCAUCUUCCAUCUGUCCAUCCAAACACAAAACUCCCCUAUCUGUGUGAUCUUAUCCUUUGCCUUCCCCCUCCCUCCGCUAUUCUCUUCCACCACUUCACCUCCCGUGGGACAGGAGAGGCUGUGCACAGUGGAGGAGGUUCUGGAUGGCCGGGGAGGCUGUGUUUACGGGAUGCUGGGGAGUCCUGCUCUCCAUGGCUCCUCCCCGCCUCCUAAUGCGUUCUCCCCCGGCCCAGCUGGCAGGCUUCGCCCUGUUCUAUAUGUCCAUCAUGUCUGUGUUGUGUGCUCUGUACUGCCACCUGGUGCCCCACCUCUGAACUGUCUGUCUGGACAACACAAUCCCUUCCUCACCUUCCUCGUCCCACAACGAACUGACUCUCUGCUACUCGUGCACGCACGCUCGCACACACACACACACACACAGUUGUUUGUUGGGGAAGGUUACUUGCGUCCCAACAAGGAGUGGCAAGGUGGACCUUCAAUGCUCCCUCGUUACCCUUCUGUCAUGUACUAGAACUGCCCCCCAUUGAGAGAGACAGCGAGACCCUGGAGGUUGCUGUGUUGUCUGUGUCACUGAACUGUCCACUACUGUACCUACCUACUGAACCUCCUCCUGUGCCUUAAGUUUGUCUGCCUGCCUAUGUGUGUGCGUGUGUGUUUUUAGAUGGAACCUUCCCACCCGAAAGCACUUCCAUUGCACUGAUAACAUCAAUCAAGUCAGAGUGCUUGUCAUAUGUAGCCCACGUGCUUCCUCCCUCCUCCUGCCCCUGAGAAGAACCAACCACAAGUAAUCUGACCAAUCAACGCCAAGCGCUUCUCUUCUCUCCUGACUCGAACACAGCUUAGCCUUAGCUGCAAAAUCAGUCUGAAGUUUAUGCCUAAUCAAAAAGAGAGCAUGUCGUCGAGGGUCAUUUUCUAAGCCUUUGAGUCCUUGCUGACGCACAAUCAAGUAUCCUACAGGAACUUUUUCUUCUUGACUGUCUGUGAUCCAGCCCCCCCUCAGUCCUAAUGCUCAUUUUGUGGCGCCGGGAUGACGUUUCCCCCUAAGUACAGAUCUAGGAUCAGCUUCCCCUCCCCAAUCCUAACCUUAACUGAAACGCUCAAAUCAACCUACAUUUUAUAUGUCGACGUUAUGUAACCUUGUUGAACGUGACGUUAUGAAAAUGCUUUUAAAACAUAAUAUUAUACCAUUUUUCGAGCGCCUUGCACAAGCUUAGAGAGAUGUGGCCACAGCCAUAUUGAAAUAAAGUAAUGGGAAUGGUAGUGUCUGCACGCCUAUUGUACACGCCCUUGACUUUUUCAAAAUUGUGUUGUUACAAAGUGGCAUUAAAAUGGAUUUCAUUGUCCUUUUUUUGUCUACGAUCUACACAAAAUACUCUGUCAAAGUGGUGGAAAAAAAUUAAACCCGAAUAUCUUGAUUUAGAUACGUAUUCAAUACAUGAGUCCAAUACAUGUUAGAAUCACCUUUGGCAGUGAUUACAGCUGUGAGCUCUGUCAAAUUGGUUGUUGAUCAUUGCUAGACAUCCAUUUUCAGGUUUUGCCAUAGAUUUUCAAGAAGAUUUAAGUCAAAACUGUAACUCGGCCACUCAGGAACAUUAACUGUCUUGGUAAGCAACUCCAGUGUAGGUUUGGCCUUGUGUUUUAGGUUAUUGUCCUGCUGAAAGUUGAAUUAAUCUCCCACUGUCUGGUGGAAAGCAGACUGAACCAAGUUUUCCUCUAGAAUUUUGCCUCUGCUUAGCUCCAUUCCAUUUCUUUUUUAUCCUGAAAAACUCCCCAGUCCUUAACGAGUACACGCAUACCCAUAACAUGAUGCAACCACCACUAUGCUUGAAGUGGUACUCAGUGAUGUGAUGUGAUGUAUUGGAUUUGCCCCAAACAUAACACUUGGUAUUCAGGACCAAAAGUUUAUUGAUUUGCCAAAUUUUUUGCAGUAUUACUUUAGUGCCUUGUUGCAAACAGGAUGCAUGUUUUGGAAUAUUUGUAUUUUGUACAGGCUUUCUUCUUUUCACUGUCAAUUCGGUUAGUAUUGUGGAGUAACUACAACGACACCUGUAUCUUUGUAAUGACUGGGUGUAUUGAUACACAAUCCGAAAUGUAAUUAAUAACUUCACCAUGUUCAAAGGGAUAUUCAAUGUCUGCUUUAUUAUUAUUUAUUUUUUAUAUAACAAUAUACCUUCUUUGCGAGGCAUUGGAAAAUCGCCCUGGUCUUUGUGGUUGAAUCUGUGUUUGGAAUUCACUGCUCAACUGAGAGACAGAUAAUUGUAUGUGUGGGAUAUUUUUUAUUAAUUUGUAAACAUUCCAUUUUGGCAUUAUGGGGCAUUUUGACAUUUUUAAAUUCAGGCUGUAACACAACAAAAUGUGGAAAAAGUCAAGGGGUGUGAAUACUUUCUGAAGGCACUGUAUAUCGCAAUGAGUGCUCUUAUACUGUUCUAUACGAAGACAAAGCACAUAUUUUGUGAGAAAGAGAGAGGGAGUGAAUCUGUGGGUUUGUUCCAAAAGGGACCCUAUUCCUUAAAGUGCACUAAAAGUAGUGCACUCAAUUGGGAAUAGGGUGCCAUUCGGGACGCAACCUGUGUGUAGUCUGUUGUUGGUCUGUGCUGAAUGACAAGGAGUAAUGUCUCUUCCAGCUCCGAAGUGCGGUGUGUAUGUUCUCUGUGUCGGUGGUCUGUUUGCUUAGUGUGUGUAACCGUGUGCCUAUCUCUCCUGUGUCUUCUGUUGUUGACCUUUUCAACUCUUCCCCAGAGCUCCUCCCUUCACAAUAAAAUGAACCAAAUAUCUGGUGUGACUUCCUUCCUCUCUGCAGUCUGUGUUAUCACAUGUUAUCACUCUCUCUCUCUCUCAUAUUCUCACACUCACCUAUAUUUGCUCCUGUGGGAUAUGUUGUUCAGUGAGUGUCUCAGUGCACGAGUCCCUACUUAUUGUAACCCUGUGCCUCUGUUUGCACACCCCUGCUCCCCUUCCAUGCUCUCCUCAAGGUCAUGCCUUUGGAUCCCAUUCAACUUCUUUUCCAUCUUAUGUUGAGUUUGACAUCUUUACAUUUGUGUUGAUGAUGUCUGUUAUGUUUUGGUGGUUGUUGUUUUUGUUAUUAUUAUUUACCCAUCCAUUGACAUACCCUUUUUUUGUUCUCCCCGCUCCCGUUUCCCCUCCUCCCUUUGUCAUGCGUGUGUGUUCCUGUGUGUUUGUGUGUACAUGUGCUCUUCGUCUGGCCUCAGACCCAGCUGUGCCUGCCCCUCCACAUCCUGGAGGAGAGAGGGCUCCCCCAGGUGGCCGGGACGGUGCGUGCGCUCCUGGAGCUGGCCCCGCCCAAACACACAACCUCCCCCGCCACCACCACUACCCCUCUGGCUAUGUAGGGCAGCAGAGUUCCAGAGUUCCACACUCACUCUCAUGGAUGGACAGACACAGGACCCACCCUCUCCCUCUCCGAGGGUACGUUACAUGGCUUUCCCUCUCGACCACCGCUGGCACAAGGGGGUG